UAAAAAAGGCUUAUGAAAUAAAAGCACAUAAGUAUAAUACCAAUGCCAAUAACUCUAAAGCAGAAAAUUUUGAUAAUACUGAUAAUAUUUCUGUUUAUGAUAAGGUAGUUAAGAAUGAUAAUACUGCAAGUAUUAUAAAACAACUUCAAGCAGCAAUUAAACAAUAUAAUCAUUAUGGUAAUAAUACUAAAUUAGAAGAUAAUAAUAAUGAUAACAAUCUUUCUGCUUAUAAUAAGCCAAUUGAAAAUAAUAAUGCUAAAAAUAUUAUAAAAAGAGUUUUAUGA
Messenger RNA from Racocetra persica, 284 nucleotides. The record is from the annotation of a GenBank genome assembly. Lineage: Eukaryota; Fungi; Glomeromycota; Glomeromycetes; Diversisporales; Gigasporaceae.